GGGAGGGGCGCGGUGCUCGGCGCUGCACAGACGGGCCCGGACCCCCCCGGCGCACAGCGGGAAACUGAGUGGCAGUGCCCAGCAUGCGCCUGGCCGGACCAUGGGCUCCACGCGGGUGACGGCGAAGGAGCUGUGUGAGAACGACGACCUGGCCACCAGCCUGGUGCUCGACUCCUACCUCGGCUUCCGGACCCACAAGAUGAACGUCAGCCCACUCCCCGCUAUCCGGAGGCAGCACCACCUACGGGAGGCGGUGGAGGCGUUUCGCCGGCGCCGGGACCUGGACGCCACCUACCGCGCCCUCAUGCUGGGCGAAUGGGCUGGCUCCUACUUCAAGAGCCGCAGUCGCCAGCAGGAGACGGCACUGAAAACCCACAUACUCCGCUACCUCCGCAUCUUUCUCCCGGAGAGCGGCUUCGCGAUCCUACCGUGCAGCCGCUACUCCCUGGAGACCAACGGCGCCCAGGUGGUGUCUACGAAGUCCUGGAGGAAGAACGACAAGCUGGAGCUGCUGGUGGGCUGCAUCGCGGAGCUGACGGAGCCAGACGAGAGCCUGCUGCGAGCCGGGGAGAACGACUUCAGCAUCAUGUAUUCCACGCGCAAGCAAUGCGCCCAGCUCUGGCUGGGCCCCGCCGCCUUCAUCAACCACGACUGCAGGCCAAACUGCAAGUUCGUCCCGACGGAGGGGAACACGGCCUGCGUCAAGGUACUCAGGGACAUCGAGCCGGAGGACGAGAUCACCUGCUUCUAUGGCGAUGGUUUCUUCGGGGAGAACAACGAGCUGUGUGAAUGCCGCACCUGUGAGAGGAAGGGGGAAGGCGCCUUCCGGCUGCGGGGGAAGGCCCCCUCGCAAUCUACCUCAGCCCAGAAGAAAUACCUGCUCCGGGAGACGGACGGGCGGCUGCAGCGCUGGAAGGGGCGGGUCUGCAAACAGGGGCAGCAACAGAGCACGAGGCGUCGGCGCAGGGCCCGGCGCAGGAGGGAGCGUGGCUGCGCUUCCCGGCUCCAGGCUCUGUGCCGUGGGCCGGCCUCCUCUCUCGCGGCUCUGGGCGCCGGCCCGGUGAAGGACCUGCGCAUCUCCCUGCACGACUGCGUGGCCUGCCGGGCCGCGGGGGGAGCCGGCUGUCGGCUGCGGAAGCCGCUCUGGGUCACCCUGCCGUGGUGGCGCCCCAGGGCCGGGCAGUCUGGCCCUGCGCCGGCCGGCACCCUCGGCCUCCGUCGCUCUCUGCGCAGACGCCGCCGGGCGCAGCGGGACGACAGCUGCUGCACGGCCGCCGGCCUGGGGGUCCCCUGUUCCACGCCGCCCGGCCCGACCUACGUGGAGCUGGGGGGGAGGCUGCCGAGGGGGCUGGCAGGGCAGGGCUCUGGGGCGAAAUACCCCCUGGCUGGGGAGCAGCACACGGUCAGAGCCGCCGGGAGCUGCCUCAGACAGGGCCUGCAGGAGACUCGGCCGUGCGCAAGGCCCUCGGGCGGAGUUCUGCAGCUCCGGGCUGGGGUCACGGGGCCCCCUAGUGGAGCUCUGAAGCUGUGCGCUAGGGACACACAGCUCCGUGCUGGGGACUCAGGGCCCCCUGGGGGAGCUCUGGAGCUCCGCGCCGGGGACUCAGGGCCCCCUGGGGGAGCUCUGGAGCUCCGUGCUGGGGACUCAGGGCCCCCUGGGGGAGCUCGGGAGCUCCAUGCUGGGGACUCAGGGCCCCCUGCUGGGGGGACACAGCUCCACGCUGGGGACUCAGGGCCCCCUGGGGGAGCUCUGGAGCUCCGCGCCGGGGACUCAGGGCCCCCUGCUGGGGGGACACAGCUCUGCGCCGGGGACUCAGGGCCCCCUGGGGGAGCUCGGGAGCUCCAUGCUGGGGACUCAGGGCCCCCUGCUGGGGGGACACAGCUCCAUGCUGGGGACUCAGGGCCCCCUGGGGGAGCUCUGGAGCUCCGUGCUGGGGACUCAGGGCCCCCUGCUGGGGGGACACAGCUCCGUGCUGGGGACUCAGGGCCCCCUGGAGGAGCUCUGGAGCUCCGUGCUGGGGACUCAGGGCCCCCUGGGGGAGCUCUGGAGCUCCGUGCUGGGGACUCAGGGCCCCCUGCUGGGGGGACACAGCUCCGUGCUGGGGACUCGGGGCCCCCUGGGGGAGCUCUGGAGCUCCGUGCUGGGGACUCGGGGCCCCCUGCUGGAGGGACACAGCUCCGUGCUGGGGACUCGGGGCCCCCUGGGGGAGCUCUGGAGCUCCGUGCCCCUGCUCCUCAGCCCCCCAGCCAGCUGGUCUGUCGGACCAGGAGCAUGGCCCGGCGGCAGGCCAAGGCCACACUCCCUGCCAGGUCCCACCCUCCCACCCCGAGCCGCCGGCGGCCGGCCAGCAAGGCGCUUCCGGGCAGAGACGACCCCAAGCUCUCCCUCUACGCCCACGUCCAUCUGGAGCCAGUGAGUCCGCGCCGCGCGGAGCAGGAGGAGCCCAAACGGACGGUGACCUUCCACCCCUUUGUCCCCCCGAAACGCCUGCGGCUGGUGGUGAGCCAUGGCUCUAUCGACCUCGACGUUGCCUCCAGCGAGGAGUCGGCCUGAGGCUCCGGGGCCAGGAGGGGCUCAGCUCCCUCUGCACCUGGCUGACCCCCGCCGCCCCCCCGCCCACGGGAUUGCACUGAGCGCCGCCCACCUACCCCAUUGGACAGAGCUUUUCCGGGGCUCCUCCCAUGCCAGGGGGCCCCGGGGUUUAACCGGGCCCCUUGGGGGUUAUUUAUAGUCAGUUGGACAGGAGGCCCCAGGCCUCGUAAGGGGUGUGGAUGCGAACAGGUUCCUGGGACGUGGGGCCUUUCCCCUCUAGGGGGCGCUGGCCCAGGUCUGGCCCCAGGGCAGGGACUGGCUGGCUCAUGGGGGUGGG
Molecule: messenger RNA, 2870 nt
Organism: Gopherus flavomarginatus (Mexican gopher tortoise)
Lineage: Eukaryota; Metazoa; Chordata; Testudines; Testudinidae
Gene: KMT5C
Product: lysine methyltransferase 5C
Exons: 9
Coding region: 101-2554 (817 amino acids)
Cellular component (GO): nucleus
Molecular function (GO): protein binding; histone H4K20 methyltransferase activity
Source: RefSeq, a predicted model, not a curated record